AUGACGGAAGAGUACCUCCAAACAUUUGCCGCCGGUACAGUCUCUGGUGUAGUUGGAGUACUGCUUGAAUACCCACUUGACACCAUCAAAGUCCGCUUGCAAGCAUACACUUCACGGUAUAAUGGUUACUGGGACUGUGCUGUGAAACUCAUGAGAGAGGAAGGGAUUCGUUCUUUUUACCAUGGAGUCUCCACUCGUUUCGUUGGAUCUGGCUUUGAGCACGCUGUUGUGUUUUCCUUUUAUAAAUGGACGCUUCGACUGGUAGGUGCGGAUGAAUACCAUCCACUAGCGUGGCAGAUUAUCCUUGGUGGUGUAGGCGGUGGUGUGGCCUCCACAACGUUCCUCACACCACUAGAACUUGUCAAGUGUCAUCUGCAGGUUGCGAAUAUGCUUCCCGUGCAGCAGCGGGAGUACAAUGGUGUUAUGGACUGCCUUGUGAAGAUCGCCCGCCGCGAUGGAGUGGCGGGUUUGUAUAAAGGCGGUGUGGCCAUGCUCGCCCGCGAGGUGCCUGGCACUGCCGCCUACUGUGGCACUUACGAUAAGACCAAAGAGUUUCUCACACCGCCGGGCAGUACGACUGCGGAGUUAUCACCAUGGCGUCUGAUGAUUGCUGGUGGCUGCAGCGGUGUGGCCUUUUGGACGGUGUUUUUCCCAGCAGAUGUGGUGAAGACACGCCUGCAGGUGGAUUCAACAUUUACACCGGGGAGUUUCAUGGCGGGACUGCGGUUACUAUACGCAGAAGGUGGUGUGCGGGCACUUUAUUGCGGGUGGGCACUCACCGCCGCCCGUGCCUUUCCAUCAAAUGCGGCGAUAUUUGCUACAUAUGAUCUUUGCAUGCGGUCGAUGCGAAAACAACAACAACAUCAACAAACCCCACCAUUAUCAUCUGCUAGUGGAACUGUUUAA
Messenger RNA from Trypanosoma theileri, 906 nucleotides. RefSeq names its product mitochondrial carrier protein. The record is from RefSeq and is a predicted model, not a curated record. The transcript has a single exon. Lineage: Eukaryota; Euglenozoa; Kinetoplastea; Trypanosomatida; Trypanosomatidae. Gene Ontology annotation, molecular function: L-ornithine transmembrane transporter activity. Bases 1 to 906 code for a protein of 301 amino acids. Gene Ontology annotation, biological process: mitochondrial L-ornithine transmembrane transport.